Diprion similis is the source of this 940-nucleotide messenger RNA. It is a transcript of the gene qvr, whose product is annotated as protein quiver. The record is from RefSeq and is a predicted model, not a curated record. NCBI's taxonomy places the organism in Eukaryota, Metazoa, Arthropoda, Insecta, Hymenoptera, Diprionidae. The transcript has 4 exons. The coding region runs from base 246 to 707 and encodes 153 amino acids. Gene Ontology annotation, biological process: sleep; regulation of synaptic transmission, cholinergic; positive regulation of voltage-gated potassium channel activity.
AAGAAAUACGAAACAUGUUCACAAAUUGAAAGGUUUAAUAAUUUCGAGGAGAAAUUCAAUUACUAUAAACCGGCAUCGUAUGCAACAAAAAUUACUAUACAUAUACUUAAGUCGUAAAAAAGUGCCACGAAUUAUGGUGUUGCAAUGGUGCGAUAGUCCAUUUUAAGACUUAGAAUUACGCAAAGGACCGCGAUGAAUGACACGAGUACAACAAUCGAUAAGUGCAGCAACUAAUCGCGAGCAGUAUGGGGUCUGAUUAUCUGAUAGCUGCCGCUAUUUUACUCGCUACCAUCAACGCCAGUUACGCAGAAUGUCAGACAAGGUCUGUCUACUGCUACCAGUGCGAUUCGUGGACGGAUCUCAGAUGCAAGGAUCCCUUUAAUUACACCGCCUUGCCCCGUGAUCAACCACCUCUAAUGACGUGCAAUGGAUGCUGCGUCAAGAUGGUCCGCAAUGCCAAGUCACCUUACGAAAGCGUGAGGAGAACUUGUACGUCGCAACUACAGAUAAACUUGUUUAUGGUGGACCACGUGUGCAUGAUGGAAAGUACCGGCACUGGUCACAUGUGCUUCUGUGAGGAGGAUAUGUGCAAUCGAGUCGGAAUCUCCUCUCUCCCGUCCCCCAUUCUCCAAGCAAUCCUCGUACCUCUCGUUACACUCUCCAUCCUAAGAUCAGCUCCUGCAGGCUUGCUUAGUAGGUCGCUGUGAUGAUGAACCAUAUACCUAUAGUGACACUCAUAUAUACUUACUUAUUUACUUACUUAUUUACUUACUUGUUAUUUAUAUUAUACCACAUGAAACUUCACCAUUCAGUAGUAAAGCGAACGCAUAGCCCUGUAGUGAAAUUAUAUAGAACUAAUGCAAGGGCUUGCUUGACAUUUUAGAGAAUAGAGGUAUGUGAACGUUGAUUGAAGAGAUUAGAUGAGGUGCGAUGCGGAAUG